Molecule: messenger RNA, 2142 nt
Organism: Nylanderia fulva
Lineage: Eukaryota; Metazoa; Arthropoda; Insecta; Hymenoptera; Formicidae
Product: aromatic-L-amino-acid decarboxylase
Biological process (GO): amino acid metabolic process; carboxylic acid metabolic process; catecholamine metabolic process
Cellular component (GO): cytoplasm
Molecular function (GO): aromatic-L-amino-acid decarboxylase activity; pyridoxal phosphate binding
Source: RefSeq, a predicted model, not a curated record
GACUGUAAGAGAUCUUUACAGCAUUAAGAAAGAAUUGCUUUCGCGGUCAACAUAUAUUAUCGAUAUUUCGUGUGUUUAUGGAGAAAGUCAGUGAAAGUUCUGUGUGGCGGUAUUUAACGUUAGGAGACAGUAUUUAAAGACAUUCGAGUCGUCGAUCAGCACGUCCUCGUAUGAAAUCACACGGAUUUAAAUCAUAUUUGAAAUCUCGAGUGUCAAAUCGUGUUUAAUUCGACAAUGAGAUCCGAAUCUCGGAUUUGAGUGAAAGAAUUGCUGUCUAAACGACAAUGUUUAUGAAAGUGCUACUCGUAUAUAAAGUGAAAUUUUCAUUAUUACGUGCAACAUACUAAAUCACAUAGUGAAAUUUUAUAUUGCAUAAUUCUGCAAUUCAAUAAAAUAUGAACUCAUCAGAAUUUGUGGAGUUUGGCAAGGCGACAAUCGACUUUGUUGUCGAUUACUAUAAAACUUUAAGAAAUAGAAAUGUUCUGCCCGAUGUGGAACCGGGUUACUUAAGUCGGUUAUUACCAGAACAAGCACCUGUUAAGCCUGAAACGUGGCAAGAAGUGCUUGAAGAUGUGGAAAAAUAUAUUAUGCCAGGUAUAACACAUUGGAAUUCUCCUUACUUUCAUGCAUUUUAUCCUACGGCUAAUUCUUAUCCGGCUAUCGUGGCCGACAUUUUAAGCAGCGCGAUUAGUUGUAUAGGCUUUAGCUGGAUAGCAUCACCAGCCUGUACUGAACUCGAACUAAUAACAUGUAAUUGGCUUGGCAAACUAUUAGGGUUGCCUAAUGAAUUUUUGAGCCACAGCAAUGGAACAGGCGGAGGAGUAAUACAGGGAUCUGCAAGUGAAUGUACAUUAAUCUGUUUGUUGGCUGCAAAAGAUUAUACAAUGCGACAAAUAAAAACUCUUCAUCCAGAACUACACGAGGAUCUCAUUAAAUCUAAAUUAGUUGCAUAUACUUCUAAUGAGUCGAAUUCUUCAGUAGAGAAGGCAGCAAAGUUAGGAUCAAUGCUGAUAAGACUACUGCCAGUGGACGAUAAUUGCUCUUUACGAGGUGAAACUUUAAGAAAAGCGAUUCAAGAGGAUCAGGAGAAAGGCCUUAUUCCAUGUUACGUCAUCGCUACCUUAGGAACUACUGGCACGUGUGCAUUUGAUAAUCUUGACGAAAUAGGACCAAUAUGCAAAGAAUAUAACAUCUGGUUACAUGUUGAUGCUGCUUACGCCGGAGCAGCAUUUGUGUGUCCGGAAUUUCGUUAUUUAAUGUCCGGCAUUGAAUAUGUAGAUUCUUUUAAUGUAAAUGCACAUAAAUGGUUGCUUGUGAAUUUUGAUGCUUCGGUAAUGUGGGUAAAAGACUCGAGACGACUUGUAGAAGCAUUCAGUGUUAACAGAAUAUAUCUUGAACAUGAUAGAGAAGGACUAGCACCUGAUUAUAGAAAUUGGCAGAUUUCUUUGGGUCGACGUUUUCGUUCGUUAAAAUUGUAUUUUGUCAUGCGAAUUUAUGGAAUUGAAGGUCUUCAGAAUCACAUUAGACACACUAUAAAAUUAGCGCAACUCUUUGAAAAAUAUGUUAGAUCAGAUGAUAGAUUCGAAAUAAUUACCGUAGUUAUGGGUCUCGUCUGUUUCCGUAUCAAGGGUGAUAACAGUUUGACAAAAAGGCUUUUAAAUUGUCUUCAGGCUAGAAGACAAAUUUAUCUCAUCGCAACCACUUAUCAGGAUAAGCUUAUAGCCAGAUUUGUUGUAUGUAGUUCAUUAACUACAGAAGAAGACAUAGCUUUUUCAUGGAACGAAAUAAGUUGUCAGACAAACGAAAUUUUACAAAACGAAUUUUAUCAAGAAACAGUUGAGAGUAUCACAAAAUCGCCGGAUGAUAUUGUGACAAGAAUAGAAAAUCUAAACCUGGCAACAAAGGAAAUUUCGCAGAAAAUAUCAUAAUCCCAAAAAUUUUAUUUAAAAAUUUCAUUUGAGAAACUUGCACAUUUUCAUUUCAGACCUACAUAUUUAUCAUUAUGUAAUAUUAUAUAUUAUUAUAUGUGUGUCUAGUUUUUAUCAAUUCUAAACAAGUAAUGUACAAAUAAUGAUUGUACAAUGUAUUUUAAUAAAAUAUAUGGAGGUAUAUGCGAAAUUGAUUAUAGAUAAAAAUCUUAUU